AUGCUUCCGGCCGUAAGUAUUGUUAUAACCAACAGUGUUGAAAUAGACACGAGAGCGAACGAAGAGCCUGACCGCCAUGGCGUAGUUGCGUGGAAUUUUUAUGAUAGCAGUGCGGGUGCACCUGUGGAGACAGCAUAUUCUGAACUAUCUAUUCAACAACAGAAUGUCAACUUUUUAGCCGCCCAAUUUGCCGUUGAUGAGAGAGAGACGGUGUCUAUCCUAGGGCAUAACUUUUCAAAUACAUUUUUUCAAUAUCACGAGGCAUGUGUUCAAGUUGUAUCUACGACAGAGGCAAACAGACAAGUGACUACUGGAAGUGGAAUACUGAUCAAGUUUUCUAAAACACAGCUAAUGCUUGUCACAGCGGCUCAUGUAAUUCAGGAUAGUAAUGCAAAUAUUAAAAUUAUGCUGGAACAAAACUAUCAAGCCAUCAGGACGAAACCGGGUAGAGUUAACGCUGAACAAGUUACAAUCGUUUUGCAAGAUCCUACUAUUAAAUUUGAUCGUAACCGCGACGCCGCUGUAGUAAUUUUAAAUAAUACAGACAGUGAAUGCGUGCUAAAUAGAGCAAACCGAUUUCCUUCCCCAUGCCUUGAUGAAAACGAUAGUGACAUGUCUACCGCCAUUCUUAUUCAUUAUGCCGAGGGAAAUCAUAAGCAAGUGAGUAGUGGCGAAAGAGAAGGAAUCGAAGGGAAAUUUAUGUUGUUAAAGUCACGAUAUCGCAUACGUGCGGGCCCAGGAGCGAGUGGAGCGCCGUUAUUCAAUUUAAAAGGUGAAGUUGUUGCUAUUCUGAAAAGCCAUGAGAGCAUUAAUGAAGAGAUACGAAAUUUUGUUCCUAUAUCAUUGGGAAGUAUCAUACGUGGAACGUGUGAUGAAACCAGAGUUAACACAUUGGAAGAAUACAUUUUUGAGUGCAAUGAAGGUAAGGAGUCCGAACUGAUAUUGUCGAAUAAUGUUAAAAUUUGGGAAAAUCACAGGCGAUGUCGUGUGCCAUGUUUAACUGAACUGUGCGUGAGGGAUAAACUUACCAUUCUCAAAAAGGAGAAAUUUCAAGCCAUAUUACACGCGACGGUAUUCGAUUGUUUAGGCCAGGGAGGUGCACAUAAGGACACAAAAAAGUGGUCGUUGCAAGGUGAAGUCGAAAGUGACCAUUUCCCGCCCCAUAAUGCUUUUCAUGAGGCUUAUAAACAGAACGGCUGUCGUAAUGAAGCUGUGAAAAAGCUAUUUGAAAGCAAUAAAUCUGGAAAAAGACCGGGUGAAAACCUGCUACCAGCAAUAACUAUCCCGAAAGCUAUCCAUGGAAUACUUGAUACAACUCGGAGUGUAGAGUUUAGAUUAACUCAACAAAAUAAUAUUGAGUCAGGAAAUGUUGAUAAUGCUAUUGCAUUAAAUUUUCAAAAUUAUUCCCAGAAAGGUCUAUUUAAACGAUCCAAUUACGUCUGCUGUGAUACGGAAUUUGAAAAACUAUUGAACAAGUACAUGAAAGGCUUUAAAGAUGCGUUAAAAAGGCAUGAACAACUCGGUUUUAUUGACGCGAAUAAAAGACGCGAACUGGAGAGAUACAUUCAAAAACGUAUGUGUAACACUAUAAACGGCAGUCAGCUAGAAUUCGAACAUCUGAUCUGCAUAAAGGACUGGUAA
Paramuricea clavata is the source of this 1641-nucleotide messenger RNA. NCBI's taxonomy places the organism in Eukaryota, Metazoa, Cnidaria, Anthozoa, Malacalcyonacea, Plexauridae. The record is from the annotation of a GenBank genome assembly.